AUGCGGUGUUCCACUAUAGUUUCUUCUUCGCUCGGGGGAGGAGAGCGCAGAAUGAUGGUCCGACCUUCCCAGAGUGGCGGUGCAGCCAAACGCUUGCACAGUUGCUUCCCAUUUCUCGUCUCGAUAUUCCUGGUUUGGUGCCAGGUUCUCUGCUUGUUUCCCUCCUACACCUCCGUCACCGGUUCGCCAGCAAGUGGGUCUCUCCAAGCAGUACCAGAGGAGGGACAAGUGGCGAGCGGUGCAUUGGUUGAGGUCGGUACUGCCCUCCACCAAACCAGUAUGAGCAUGGACAACCCUGACUCAGUUCUACAGCCUUCCUCAGACGCGGCGUGGGUUUGUCGUGUAUCCGUUUUCGGUGGCGUGUGCGCAGGAAACUCAGGCGACUCUCUCCUGGGGCAGUGGCGCUUUUGUCCAAAGGGGCAGUGCUGCAGCAUGUCGAAGUGUGGCGUGGGCGGCUGCUCGGUUGGAAUAUGCGAGUGGUGGUCGAGUGUACUGUGUCUGAUCAAAAAUAAUGACUAUGCAGACGAUAAGUGCAAUUGCCAAAGAUAUGGAGAGCGGUGCUCUCCGAAUGCUGUGUGUAAGGACGUUCUCUCCGAAAGGGGGGGCUCCUUCUGCGUCUGCAAAAAGGGUUACAUAGGAGACGGGAAGACCUGUGAGUUCGAUCCCUGCUCUGUCGACCCGUGCAAUCCCGGGAGCUGCAGGCGAAAUGGCAAGACAUACACCUGUUCCUGUCCGGAAACUUACGUUGUCGCUCAAACUGAAGCGGGGGAGCGCUGCGAAAUCAAGAAGAACUAUUGUCUCGGGGAACCCUGUGGCCCCAAGGAAGCAACCGCCGACUGCGUGGGCUUUGACGAUGGCACAUACGAAUGUAUUUGCCAGGAUUCCUACGUAUUCAACGGAAAGAUAUGUGAGCGCUUCGAAGCGUGUGCGGAGAAUCCGUGCGGUGAUCCUGAGGGAGUGAUACGAUGCACAGCAGAUGGUGAAGAAUAUUCGUGCGAGUGCCGCGAAGGUUACGAUCUCGUAGAAGAUCCCCCCGGGAAGCAAAAGUGUGAAAAGAAUUCGUGUUAUGGCAAUCCGUGCGGUCCAUCGCAUCUCGUCCAGUCCUGUGCUCCGCGCCAGCCCGAUCAAACGAGUCCAGCGACAUACACGUGCCUGUGCACGACGACCGGUGUCUUGCAUGUUGACCCCGAUACAGGCGCCCAGUCGUGCACUCCAACCGAUCCGUGCGCCACCGAACCCUGCGGCUCUGCAGCGGUGGUAGAUUCCUGCAUCAACGAGGGCAGUACAUACAGGUGUAAUUGCAAGCCGGGACAUGUAUCCUUGGAAAAGCAAGGCAAAAAACAGUGUGUGGAAGGCGACCCCUGUGAGCUAAAUGCAUGCGGAGCUGAGGAGCUAGUAGACAGCUGCUCUACCGACUCAUCGAAAUAUGUCUGUGAGUGUUCGGCAACGGCAAUCAAGGGGCUAAACGAUGAUGGGCAACAGGUCUGCGUGAGUCGACAGGACUGCGAAGCAGCGUGUGGUCCUCUUGAAGGUGUCAAGCAGUGUGAUCGUCGGUUUGGCGGUGGUCUGAAAUGUCAGUGCAAGCAAGGCUACGUUGCAUCUGGAACGGGUAACAAAAAGCAAUGCGUGAAAGGGGACGUGUGUCUCAACAAGCCAUGCGGUUCCUCAUCAGCGACGCAGCAAUGCACUGCAGAGAAGGAUGGAAGCUACUCCUGUGUUUGCAAAGAGGGCUAUGAUCUCCGCUUUCGAGAGGAUGGCACACAAACAUGUGCUGAAGCUGGUGAGUGCACUGGCUCCCCCUGCGGCGCCAACUCCUCUAUCGGUGUCUGCACGCCAGGGCCAAGCGCCUACACAUGCACAUGCGUCCAACCGUACGAGCGGUCAACGAAUGAGGAUGGUAGAGAAACAUGCAAGGUGCCUGAGCUUCUUGCCCCAGAACCGACAGUCCCGUCGAAUACAAAGACGGAAGAAGAAUCUUCUUCCACAAGUCUGGCCGUAAUGGGCAUCGGAGGUCUGUUGCUGCUUGGUGUCGGCACAGCGUAUUUCCUAAAGUCCAACGGCGAUGACCAGCAGAAUGCGAUGGAGCCCUAUGGAGUCGACCCGAUGGCCCCUCCAGGAGGCUUUGGGCCUCCUGGGCCCGGUGGACCUAGCCAGUUGUAUGCGAACGCUCCCCGAAACUCCAUGUGGCAGUAA
Besnoitia besnoiti is the source of this 2193-nucleotide messenger RNA. Its product is annotated as microneme-like protein. Bases 1 to 2193 code for a protein of 730 amino acids. The record is from RefSeq and is a predicted model, not a curated record. The transcript has a single exon. Gene Ontology annotation, molecular function: calcium ion binding. NCBI's taxonomy places the organism in Eukaryota, Apicomplexa, Conoidasida, Eucoccidiorida, Sarcocystidae.